This is a messenger RNA of Ricinus communis (castor bean), 2094 nucleotides long. RefSeq names its product probable WRKY transcription factor 72. Gene Ontology annotation, biological process: regulation of DNA-templated transcription. Lineage: Eukaryota; Viridiplantae; Streptophyta; Magnoliopsida; Malpighiales; Euphorbiaceae. The coding region runs from base 98 to 1780 and encodes 560 amino acids. The record is from RefSeq and is a predicted model, not a curated record. Gene Ontology annotation, molecular function: sequence-specific DNA binding; DNA-binding transcription factor activity. The transcript is spliced from 5 exons.
UAUAAGAAGUGGCCAAUGGACAUGGCCAGUCCAUAAAAAAGAAAAGGCAAAAUAUCCAUAUCUCUUGGCUUUUAAUUAAGCUUUGUCUCAAGAGAAAAUGCCCAAUUCUGGUGCUACUGUUGAUUUGAUUAGCCACGAAGGUGGUUUCAGUUUACAGGUUAAGAAUGAUAAUAAGGUUGAGAUUGGAGGACAUAUACAGGAUCAUAGCGUGAAGCCAUCUUCAUCCAGCAACGAGGGCUCAAGCAACAGCAAAGAGGUGGAUGUCCUCGAGUCUGCCAAAGCAGAAAUGGGGGAAGUGAGGGAAGAAAAUGAAAGAUUAAAGAAGAUGCUAAAACAAGUAGAAAAAGAUUACCAGUCUCUCAUGCUGCGCUUCUUUAACAUCUUUCAACAAGAAACUUGCAAGAAAUCUUCAGAUUCAACUCCGUCUAACCACAACGAAACUGAAGAACACGAGCUCGUGUCACUUUGCCUAGGAAGAACUCCACCUCCAUGCGAGCCUAAGAAAGAUGAGAAGCAGUCAGGGAGCAACUCUAGCAAAAGUUGUAGAGAAGAUGAAGAGUUGAAGGCUAAACUUAGUCUUGGUUUGGACGCGACGGAGCUUGUUUCGAAUCCUAGCUCCGGGAAUAGCUUAGAAGAAGUAAAGGAAGAUGAAGCAGGAGAGACAUGGCCACCAAGUAAGGUUAAUCCAAAGAGAAGUAUAGAUGAUGAGGUUGCACAGCAAAGCAAUGUGAAAAGAGCUAGGGUUUGUGUGAGAGCUAGAUGCGACACACCAACGAUGAACGAUGGAUGCCAAUGGAGGAAAUAUGGACAGAAAAUUUCUAAAGGAAAUCCAUGCCCGCGAGCAUACUACCGCUGCACAGUUGCACCAGCCUGCCCUGUUAGAAAACAGGUGCAACGAUGUGCUGAGGACAUGUCCAUCCUGAUAACUACUUAUGAAGGAACCCACAAUCAUCCACUUCCUGUCACAGCCACAGCUAUGGCUUCCACAACAUCAGCAGCUGCUUCCAUGUUAUUAUCAGGUUCUUCCUCCUCACAGCCAGGCGUCACUUCCCAUGCCACCUUCGCAACUCCUGCUACUCAUGAUCACCUCAAUGGAUUAAACUUCAGCCUCCAUGACAAUUCAAGAACAAAACAGUUCUACUUAGCAAACCCUUCUUCACCAUUAUUCCCAACAAUUACUUUAGACCUUACUACCUCUCCAUCAUCCACUUCAUCUACUACUCCUUUCAAUAGGUUGUUCUCUUCAACUUCAUCAUCAAGAUUUCCAUCAACAAGUCUUAACUUUUCUUCCGCAGAGUCCAGCAUAUUACCAACUGUUUGGGGCAAUGGAUACCAAAGUUAUAAUAGUAUUGGGUCCUUAGUGAGUAGUCUAGGCAAACAAAACCACCAAAUGUAUCAGCCUGCAACAGCUUCUCAGCAAGCUUUGACAGAAACCUUAACCAAGGCAAUAACAUCUGAUCCAAGCUUCAGGACUGUCAUAGCUGCAGCAAUUUCAUCAGUGAUGGGAAGCAGUACAGGUGCAAGUGCAAGUCCAAGCAAAGGGGUGGUUGCAGAGAGUUUUGGUCAGAGUUUGAAGUUAGGUGAGCCUAAUAAUCAGGCAAAUUCUACUAUUAACUCAUUGACCCAGAAUGGGAAAGGAUCAUGUGCAUCAAGCUAUUUCAACGGCUUGUCAUCUUCAACUUCCCAAAUGGGAAGUCUGCUUCAGUCUGCAGCAUUGCCUUUUUCUAUCUUUAACAGUGCACCUACGUCUACUAAUAAUGACAAGGAUCAUAAGAGUUGAUAUACGCAUAUACACAGUAAGUGUUAAAUGUAAGAAAAUGGCAAAAUUAAAAAAAAAAGAUUAAUGCUGUUUUCUUAUCUUUAACAGUGCUUUUAUGCCAUUUUGUAUCAGUAGAUAGAUUAGUAUUCAAACAGAAGAUGAAAGUGUAAAAGUAAAUUUUCUUUCUUUCAUGGGCAUAAGCUGUAGUACAUUUGUGAAGAAAUAAAAUGAAGGUGCAGAAGUUGGUGGUUGUCAAAUUUACAGGCAUGAUAAAUGCGGGUAAAUGUUGACUAUAUUUCCAAUUGAAAAAUGAAAGAACUUACUUUGACUUCUAA